GAGAGAAAAGCCUUUUUAAUAGUUUGACUGAACAAAAAGAAAGGAGGAGGAGAAGAAGAAUAAGUGUCUCUUGGACAAAACUGUGUCAAAGUGUCAAACUGGAGGAAGAAGAGAAGAAAAGGAACAGAGCAGAGUGAGAGUUCAGAAAAGGAAAGAAGAAGAAAGAAGAGAAUUGCAAUGUGACUGUAAAGCUGAUUCAGAGGAGGCGAGAGGAUACAAAAAGAAGACAGGAAUAAUUUGAAACUUCUGUGUCAGAAAAGGAACAGCUGAUGUGACUUUGGGUUGAAAACCAGAAGGAAGAGGAGUAGCAGAAUUGCAGAGAGUGUAUUAACACUUGAAGUGUUGGAGGAGCAGAUCUAAUCUUGAUGAUGGGCUGCUGUCUGUUUGUUUACUAUCGGAAGAAGAGGAAGCAGGCCUGCAGAGAUGCAGACUCCCUCAGCCUCUGCAGUCUGGACAUCAAUGAGCCCAGCACAAAACGCAGCAAACUCGUAUCCAGAGUGACGUCUCUGCUGCAACCUGUCAAGACGGCACCGCUGAAGAGGAUUGGUCAGACGCUGCAGCGCUCCAUCAGUUUUCGUAAUGAGGGUCAGACAGAGAGAGCAGCUCCUGCACCUCCCCCCUCCUCUUCCUCCAUGAUGAAGACGCGUGUUCUCUCAGCAACACUCUCAAACCCGGGCUCAUCGAGCACAAUGACACGGGUUUCCACAGCAACGGUGCCAGCCGCCAAGCGCCGUGACAGCAAACUUUGGAGCGAGACCUUCGACGUGCGGCUAGGAACGAUGCAGACUCUGAGCCCGAAAGAGAUCAAACGACAAGAGGCUAUAUUCGAGUUGGCUCAGGGUGAGCAAGACUUGGUAGAGGAUCUCAAGUUGGCUAAGAAGGCUUACCAUGACCCCAUGCUGAAGCUGUCAAUCAUGACUGAGCAGGAACUGAACCACAUCUUUGGCACUCUGGAUUCUCUGAUACCCCUCCAUGAAGACCUGCUGAGUCGACUCAGAAAUGCCAGAAAGCCUGACGGGUCAACAGAACAUGUGGGACGCAUCCUGACUGACUGGCUGCCAUGUCUCUCCUCCUACACAUCGUACUGCAGUAACCAGGUGAAGGCCAAGACCUUGUUGGACCAGAAGAAGCAGGACCGGCGGGUCCAGGACUUCUUGCAGCGCUGUCUCCAGUCGCCUUUUAGCAGGAAGUUGGACCUGUGGAACUUCCUGGACAUCCCCCGCAGUCGACUGGUGAAAUACCCGCUGCUGCUCAGGGAGAUAGUGAAGCACACGGCCAACGACCACCCGGACCGGCAGCACCUGGACGAGGCGAUGCUGAUGGUUCAGAGCGUGGUGGGGGACAUCAACAGGCGGACGGGGGAGUCAGAGUGUCAGUACUACAAGGAUCGCCUGUUGUACACAGAGGAGGGGAAGAGGGACGAGCUCAUCGACCGCUCCAGGACCCUCAGCUGCCACGGAGAGCUGAAGAACAACAGGGGACUCAAGCUCCACGUGCUUCUGUUCCAGGACGUCCUCGUCAUCACCAGGUCCAUCUCGCUGAACGAUUAUCCGGUCAGCUACCAGCUGUGCCGCCAGCCAAUACCCAUCCGGCAGCUGGACCUGGAGGACCUAUCAGACGGAGAGAUGCGAGUGGGCGGGUCCAUCAGAGGAGCCUUCAGCAACAACGAGAGAAGUGAGAAUUUC
This is a messenger RNA of Notothenia coriiceps (black rockcod), 1685 nucleotides long. RefSeq names its product Rho guanine nucleotide exchange factor (GEF) 3 (gene arhgef3). The annotation marks the transcript as partial. Gene Ontology annotation, molecular function: guanyl-nucleotide exchange factor activity. The transcript is spliced from 10 exons. Gene Ontology annotation, biological process: intracellular signal transduction; positive regulation of Rho protein signal transduction. Lineage: Eukaryota; Metazoa; Chordata; Actinopteri; Perciformes; Nototheniidae. The record is from RefSeq and is a predicted model, not a curated record.